CCCUUCUCCAUGCCCCGCCCACUCGCCCUCGCCCUCCUUUUCCUCCUCACCGCCCUCCCGUCCGCGUCCGCCCAAACCGUGACCGUGACUGCGUCCGCCCCGCCGCCGAGCAUCGCGCCGUACAUCUGCCGCGACACGGACGCGGAGCAGAUCGGCCCGAGCGUCGCGCUCGCGCUCGCCUCCGCGGUCGGGCUCGGGCUCGUGCUCGUGACCGCCUUCUGCUUCGUGGGCAAGGGCCGCAAGCUGCGCGCCGCGGCGAAGCAGGCCGCCGAGCUCCGCGUGGAGGCCGCGGGGCUCCGCGCGCAGCUGCAGCGCGAGCCAGACGGCGGCCGGAGGUGA
Molecule: messenger RNA, 339 nt
Organism: Mycena indigotica
Lineage: Eukaryota; Fungi; Basidiomycota; Agaricomycetes; Agaricales; Mycenaceae
Exons: 2
Coding region: 10-339 (109 amino acids)
Source: RefSeq, a predicted model, not a curated record